AUGUGGUCAGACCAUACCGCCGAAAGUAAUGGUGAGUGGAGACAAGGGGCGCGGGAAAUCUAUUUACCUGCAAUCCUGACGGAAGCUUGCAUUUACAGAGGGGUGAUGGCCCGCUGGGAGUCCGCCGUCCGACUCUGCGGUUCCCACCCCCUUGGGUGGCGGGGGGCGCCCUCUGCGGCGAGGACCAGCAGCUCCACCCCCAACAUUGCUCCCAGUUCCCUGUUGGGAGGCACCACCGAGCCUCCCUGUCCCCUCCCCAUCCCGGUUGACGCCCGAUUGACGACUGGUUGGUCCCUGGCCGGGCAUGCACCGCCGGCGGAUACACACUUCGCCGUCUCCCACUGUCGUUCGCAGCCGGAGGUCCCCGCCGUCUCCGCCACCCUCCUGGUGUGCUCCCCUGGGUGUCCCACCCGACCCCAUCCUGCCGUACCUCCCACGACUCGCCCCACAGAGCUCCCCGGCGCCACCCGGAGCCGGCCCUGGGUCCCGAUCUGUCCUGUGGACGCCGGCCCCGGCUCCUCCCGAGCUCGCCACCCGACGGGGACCCCAGAGUCGGGCGGCGCCUUCCGCCCACACCGUCGGCCGGCAGUCCACCCAAGGGUACCGGGACCCCGCCACCCAUUCCAGGUCCCACCCCGUCGCUGGAAGAGGUCUACCCCCGAGGGUGGCCCAGCCGCCGCCACAGGGUUAGCCGGCCCCACGGACUGGUGCCAGCAGCCGCGGUAA
This is a messenger RNA of Seminavis robusta, 726 nucleotides long. The record is from the annotation of a GenBank genome assembly. NCBI's taxonomy places the organism in Eukaryota, Bacillariophyta, Bacillariophyceae, Naviculales, Naviculaceae.